This is a messenger RNA of Xenopus laevis (African clawed frog), 2343 nucleotides long. RefSeq names its product E3 ubiquitin/ISG15 ligase TRIM25-like. The transcript has a single exon. Lineage: Eukaryota; Metazoa; Chordata; Amphibia; Anura; Pipidae. The coding region runs from base 172 to 1863 and encodes 563 amino acids. The record is from RefSeq and is a predicted model, not a curated record.
GAGGGGGGUCUACUCAGGGUAUUGAUAUUGAUACAAAUAUUUCUGAGCCUGAUACUCACUGUAUCCAAAACUAAGAGGGUUAACUCCCAGGAGUACAAAGUGCUGUUUGUCUUUGAUAAAAGGGAAAGUUCAGUUUCAUUUCUUCUUCAGUUGCUGUUCCUGCUCUCAGUGAUGGCGGCUGCUGAUCUGAGAGACGAGCUGAGCUGCUCCAUCUGCCUGAGCAUUUAUACUGAUCCUGUAACCCUGCUGUGUGACCAUAACUUCUGCCGGGGCUGUAUUGGGAGGGUGCUGGGCACCCAGGAGGGAUCUGGACCUUAUUCCUGCCCUGAAUGCAGACAGGAGUUUAAGGAGCGCCCUGCCCUGCCCAGGAACAGAACUCUGGGGAACAUAGCAGAGCGAUUCCUUUCUGCUCAGCCGGAGCCGGGGGAGACUGGGAUUCCCUGCACCUACUGUGACUCCCAUGUACCUGCUGUUAAAUCCUGUCUCCUGUGUGAGGCUUCUCUGUGUAAUAAGCACCUGAGGAUGCACAGCAAGUCAGCGAAACACGUCUUAAUAGAACCCACAAUGGACAUGGGGGACAAGAAAUGCUCAGUCCAUGAUGAACCCCUGAAAUAUUACUGCUGGGAGGAGUCUGUCUGUAUCUGUGUAUAUUGCUGGGUGUCUGAGGAGCACAGGGGCCACAGGGUGGAGCUGCUGAGUGAGGCCUCUGAGAAGAAAAAAGAGACACUGAGGAAAGUUGUGGAGAAACUGAGGCCAGAGAGAGAGGAGACUGAGAGAGGAGCCCAGAGACUGCAGGAGCGCAGGAGAGAAGUGGCAGAAAAAGCAGCCGGUGAGACAGAGAGAGUCACUGCGCUGUUUAGAGACAUCAGGGAACAGCUGGAAGCCCUAGAGAAGAGACUCCUGAGUGACAUCUCCAGCCAGAAAGAGAAGCUCUCACUCACACUCACUGAUCUGAUGGAGCAGCUGGAAAUAAAGAAGGACGAGCUGUCCAGGAAGAUCUGUCACAUUGAGGAGCUGUGCAACAUGGCAGAUCCACUCACUGUCCUACAGGAACGGGAAUCACAUGGAGCUGCAGAUAAUGAGGGGGGCAGAGAGAGACAUGAUAUAAAGGUCCCUGCUGUAGGGGAUCUGGAUGUGGAUCUGAUCUCAGAGACAUUACUCACAGGCUUAGCUGCCAUUGGGACUGGGGUAAAUUCAAAAUUAGCCCAUCAUUUGGGUACAUCAACCAGUGGAGGAGAAGGCUCAGAACUUUUUGUGUCAUUGAUAAAAACAAUACCAAGUAUUUCCCCAUUAAAUUCUAUUACUAACAGUAGAUUUGACCCUGUAUAUGGGCAGGAGGCUACAGACCUGUUACUGGAUAUAAACACGGCUCAUAAUCGUGUAUCUGUAUCAGGGGACAGGAAAUCUGCUUCCUACUCACUAACAGAACUACAUUACCCACAAUCCCCAGAGAGAUUUCAGUUGGUGCCUCAGGUUUUAAGCAGCAGGAGUUUCCCCUCAGGGCGACAUUACUGGGAAGUGGAGGUCAGUGAAUCAGGGGGCUGGGGGGUAGGGGUGGCCUAUCCCAGUAUAGAGAGGAGAGGGGGUCAGUCCUGUAUUGGGGAUAAUAACAAGUCCUGGUGUUUGUACAGAUGGUAUAAUAACAGAUAUUCAGUGGAACAUGACAGUAAAAGGACACAUUUACCCCACAUCCAUUCCUGCAGGAGAAUCAGGAUCUCAUUGGACUAUGAGGCCGGACGUCUGUCCUUUUAUGAGCUGAGUGAGCCAAUCAGACACUUACACACCUUCACUGUCACAUUCACUGAGCCCCUUCAUGCUGCAUUCAGGGUCGGGUGGGAUUCCUGGAUGAGAAUCGUUAGUUAGUAUCUAUGGCACUUUAUUACCGUAUAUACUCGAGUAUAAGCCGACCCGAGUAUAAGCCGAGGUACCUAAUUUUACCUACAAAAACUUGUAACACUUAUUGACUCGAGUAUAAGCCUAGGGGUGAGAAAUGCAUCACAGGGUGAACAGCGCAAAGCAGGGUGCCGAGACGCACAUGGGCAGAGAGUGCAGCCUCAUACCCCCUUAAUGGACACACAAGUUGUAGUGACUAUAGAAUGAAAAUUGAGGGGACAAUGAUGAUAAUGUGUUUUUCUGGGCUGCUCUGCAGGACUGUACUUUUAUAUGUAAAACUACAGGUCAAGUAGUGGCAAUUAGUAAGGAGCCCAUUCACAUGCCAGCCACUGGCACAGCAUAAAUGCAGGCACAUGAGCUUGCCCAGUCAGCUUGCAAUCCUGCAACGUGUGUAGCCCAUUAUUAGAGGGAUGCUCUCUCCAAGCAUCCUCCCUCCUGCUCGUCUCUUCU